Molecule: messenger RNA, 1020 nt
Organism: Suillus paluster
Lineage: Eukaryota; Fungi; Basidiomycota; Agaricomycetes; Boletales; Suillaceae
Exons: 4
Coding region: 154-1020 (288 amino acids)
Source: RefSeq, a predicted model, not a curated record
GCUUUGUCAACUCCUGAUUAAAAAUUGAAGGACAGUCAGCAUAAGUUUGGGAUUACUGGUCGACCUGGUUCGAAGCGAGCUGCAGGGAAUGUAUAAAACCAUGGCGUUCCAGAGUGCAGAAUCCACAGUUCAGUACUCAGUGACCAACACGACAUGUCUGAAGCACUUUUCAAGUCCUUUGCUAUCGUCGGCGCAGGCCCUCACAUCGGGAUUCCUAUCGUGAAGGUGAGCAUUUCCCCGAUUCUCGUUAUCGCUCGACCAACCUCCACGAAUACUUCUGCACUCCCUGCCGAUGACCCCAACCUGAAGGUUGUGCGCGCAGACUAUACAUCUGCAUCUGAGGUCUCGGCAAUCCUUCGCGAGAACAAAGUAGACGUCCUCAUUUCUACCGUUACGCUUGUUUUUGGAGGCGUACUUGUCCAGAACAUUCUCGCCGAUGCUGCAAAGGAGGCAGGCGUGAAGCUCUUCGUACCCAGCGAGUUCGGCACAGCACCGCCAGCAUCUGGCUUGUCUCAUGAAAAGUAUGACUUUGCAGUUUAUACCAAGUCGAUUGGAUUGCCCACUCUCCACGUCUAUAAUGGAUUAUUCAAUGAAUUCGUGCCCUGGCUCACCGCCCUCACCGAGACUGGCAAGCUUCAUCUCGUGGGCAAAGGAGAAAUGCCAGGAUCCUUCACCGCAAUACCCGAUGUUGCGGGAUAUCUGGCUCAUAUUCUUACCACUCAACCGCCAUCUCGUCUACUUGAUGUCGAAGUUCGCAUCGAAGGACAACGCGCAACGCUCUUAGAGAUUAUUGCCCUAUAUAAAGGCAGUGUACCCGUGGUACAUUGUGAUGCGGUUCCUACGGAGGGUGUGGUCGCCGUGGAAGUCCGUACGCUCCUCCAGCAGCGCUUUGAAAUCGGAGGAGCAAGUUGUGGCUGGAACCCUGAGACAGGGUCAGAUGACGCGGAAUUGGCGAGAAAGGACAAUUUGCUGUGGGAGGGGCACCGGUGGUUGACUGUUGGGGAGGUUCUUGGACUGUAA